AAUUUCCACUCAUUCGAUGAAAACAUGAGCCUAAUAUAAAACCAGUGGCAUUACUUUUUGAGCCGCCCUCGUAGAAUUGAAGUCUAUAACUUGAGACGAUAGUUAAACUCUUUAGAAAUGAGCAAGACAUUUUGUCAGAAAAUUAGCUGUUGACAAUUUUGGACAGCAGUACGGUAUGAAAAAAGACAAAAAUCUAAUUUUCCCGCCCAAACAAAAAUCGUCCACAGGUGCUCAUGCUAGAAGAGUAGCAAAACCAGUACAACAAGAUCUGAUGCAAAUAAAGACACCAAGGGGGCGUGAUGACAUGUGACAUGCCAGCAGUGAAAGUGUUCCACCAUUUUGUUGUCCUCAGGCUACAAUGUCUUCAGCUUAAUGGGAGACAUGGGGAACACUUCAAAAGUCCUUUAUGCACAGCAUGGCCCAAAUGUAUAACAUUAUAAAGUGCACAUUCAGCAAAAUGUGCAUGAUAUUAAGUGUUAUGUAAAAUACAUUCCUUUUCAUUACUGUGUAGGAAAUCUCUAAAUAAAUCAAAACCUUUCAGACCAUUUGUAUCUGAGAAGAAUUUCUUUGAGAGAACAGUAAGAGAUUUGAGAUCAUCCUAUUCUACAAUUGUCCUGCUUGGCUAGGUGUCAUACCAUGUCAGGUAAGGUCUGCAGCCUGAUGCCAGCUGUAAACUGAAGUCGAUGAAACCCUACAGAAACUACAGAAACAGCGAAGCUGACAGCAGAGAUCAUGUACAGUUAACGUGAGCUCUGAACUCUACUUGUCUGCAACAUGGAAACCAGUCCUGGAGCAGUCUGACUCGACCAAAGGACGCUGACCAACUGUGCACAAAAUGGCUGACAAUGCCGGCAAGGAAGCACCAAAGUCCGAUCCUUCAGACAUGAAGGAGGAGGGUACUGAAGACACUGAUGACCUGGCACAACAGUUUGACGGAGUGGCUGAGUCUCUCAAGGGGGUUACCAAGAACUGGAGUGAGCUGAAGGCAGCAGAAGGAAUCAUGGCAGCCAUGUUCUCUGGAGUUCUGAUCACAGUGGCCAGUAUAUACACCAGGCUGGCGGGAGACCAGGGCAUGCCGGCCAUCCACGCUAUCUUCAUGAACGAACUCAUGGCAGCGAUCGUCUAUCUGCCAAUACCCUUUCUCCUAGGGGCUCCCAUCACAGGGAACACAUGGACGACAGUUAUCAUGUUAGUCAUACUGGGUGUGGGUCGGAUGAUCGCGUUCAUCUGUUUCUUCGUCUCGGUGCUGUACAUCCCGCCUGCGAACAGUUUCGUGAUCCGACAUGGCAUCAUCCCGCUGCUGACGGCAUCCAUGGAGGUAGUCUUUCUACGGGUGGCACCGUCCGUCGCCGAGUGGGUCGGGAUCGGCUUGAGUAUCAUUGGUGUCAUCCUCACUGCGAGCGGCCGAUCGUGGUUGAAAGAGGAUGAGGAAUUGUACCUAAACAUCCUUGGCAACAUGCUGGCUGUCAUCUCUGCCUUUGGCCUGGCUGGACUGAUCAUCAUGACCCGUUACCUCCUAAAGACCCUCCCAAUAUGGACUCUACUGUUCUAUAUCAAACUCAUCGGUAUCGUGGUAGCUCUCCCACUUCUCUUCCUGGAUCCACCAUUUACUAGUGGGAUGAACUACGAUCUAAGCUAUUACCUUGUUGCCCAAGGCUUUCUGUAUACUGUUGGUAUAGGCAUCAUGUUCCAUAGUUUAACACUAGAGAAUGCCUCUACUGUGGCACUGGUGAAGAAUAUCAGUAUCCUUGUAGCAUUUGUAUUGGAACGUUAUGUACUUCAUAUCAUUCCAACAAUCAUGGAACUCUUAGGGGCUAUUCUUGUUAUUGGGAGCACUACUGUUGUGGCCAUUGUACUGUGGUUCAAAAAAUGGAAGGAACAAAGAAACAGAUAGGUGAUGUAAUAAUACAACAUGCUGUGCCAUACAUGUAGUGGGUGAUAAGCAUGCUUCAUGACCAUGGGGUCAGGGGUUCUAAACCCAGUCUACCCGAGAGUAUUAUGGACCCAGGGUACAUGGUGGUAGAGGUGUAGGGUUACAGUUACCUUUGGAGGGAACAAUUGUUCAUCAAAAGGUUGAUUUAACGCUUUUAUUGCCAUACACACUGGUUUUAACUAAUGGUGGAAACUAUGGGCAACACUUAGUACAUGAUAAAUACAACUGUAUAUCUUUUAUUUUCUGUAGCUAGAAGGUUUAAUAAAUGGUAGUGUCUGUCCUAAGGGCAGUGAAUAAAAUAAUAUUGAAGAUGGCUGGCUACAGACUAUUUACUUAAGAUAAGAUGAGAUACGUUUUUCCAAGGAGGUUAUAUCAUGAGGAUAUGUAUGUAUCCCCUGUACCCUUUCUCCUUUAGUCUCCAAGCAGACCCUACGGUGCCUUAGAGAUAGUAUCAAAGCUGGCAAGGGACUUAGUAUAGCGGCACCAGGUGCCCGUUUGACUCCCUUUGGCCAGCUAUACUCCUUGGCCAGCUUUGCUACCAUCUCUAAGCCACCGUAGCAUCUGCUUGGAGACUAGUCCCCUUACCUGUGUUCUGUUUUCCAGAACACCAUGAGGACAUGUAUGUAUCCCCUG
Messenger RNA from Branchiostoma floridae (Florida lancelet), 2566 nucleotides. RefSeq names its product S-adenosylmethionine uptake transporter-like. The record is from RefSeq and is a predicted model, not a curated record. The transcript has a single exon. Lineage: Eukaryota; Metazoa; Chordata; Leptocardii; Amphioxiformes; Branchiostomatidae. Gene Ontology annotation, cellular component: membrane. The coding region runs from base 836 to 1894 and encodes 352 amino acids.